UAUCUUUUUUCAUACCCAUGGGUAUAACAGUGGGUAUAGAAGUUUGUAAAGCAAAAGUGGAAGCAGAAAUAUUACAAUCAUAUCCACACGAUCACCAAACUGGUAGCAGAAAUAAGUAAACAAACUGAAUAGUGCGCAGAGAACAGUCUUUUGUUAGUGUAAACAGACAAUAUGGAUGACAGUGAAAGUUCAUGCAUACGGAGAAGAAAAUUAUGCGCUGUCGUAGCAUUGACAUCAACACUUGCGAGAGAAAAGUCACGAUGUAAAAUUAAACGUAGGGCACGACAAUGGUGGACAAAACCUUGGCUCCAGAAACGAGAUGAAGGAAAUGGCCACGGCAUGUUGUCUUUACUCCGGAAUGAAUUGAGGCUAUAUGACACCGAGAGUUUUAGAAACUUUGUGCGAAUGGAUGGGGCUCUUUUUGACGAAUUGUUGGGACGAGUGUGUCCCAUCAUUCAGAAGCAGAAUACAGUAAUGAGGGAAGCCAUCAAGCCCCGUGACAGGCUGGCUGUCACCCUUCGGUAUUUGGCAACAGGAUGCACAUACAAAGACUUGCAGUACUCGACAAGAAUUGCGGCAAGCACACUUGGUGUCAUCAUACCAGAAACAUUGCAGGCAAUUUAUGACACAAUGAGGGAUGAAUGCAUCAAAGCGCCAGAUACUCCCGCUGAAUGGGAAGUGGUUUCUAAUGGUUAUCACAGCAUGUGGCAACUGCCUCACUGCAUUGGUGCCCUUGAUGGAAAACACAUCAACUUCAGACCGCCUCGAAACAUGGGCUCUUUCUUCAGGAAUUACAAAGGGCAUGACAGCAUUGUACUGUUGGCGCUUGUUGAUGCAGAAUACAAAUUUUUGUAUGUAAAUGUAGGAGUCAACGGCCGCAUGAAUGAUGCUGGAGUCUUUCGUGAGAGUGACCUUUCUGAAGCAUUACUUGGUGGGACUCUCAAUUUGCCCAAAAGCCGUCCACUGCCUGGAAGAGACUUGCCUAUGCCAUUUGUAAUAGUUGCUGACGAUGCAUUUCCACUUACACAAAAUAUAAUGAAGCCCUACCCAGACAAAAAUCUUUGUCAGGCCAAACGCAUUUUUAACUACAGAUUGUGCAGAGGACGUCGUGUGGUUGAAAAUGCAUUUGGUAUGAUGUCGAAUAAAUUCAGAAUAUUGCUGUCAACACUUCAGUUACCAGUUAAGAAAGUGGAGUUGUUGACAGCAGUAUGCUGUAUUUUGCAUAACUUCAUUCUGUUGCGAAAGAAUGUGCAUUACCUUAAGUCAUGUGUUGCGGAAGACACUGCUGAAAUUGACGAUUUCCUGCCAGUACUGCAAGGCCUUAGCCAACAGGGUGGAAAUCACCACAGCAGAGGGGCAGCAGCUGUUCGAAAUGAAUUCAGUGAAUAUUUCAGUGGUGUUGGAUCUGUUCCAUGGCAGGAUUCUAAGGUAAGGCUAAAUCAGUGGUAGGAAUUCUAUUCUUAACUGUCAAAGAGAGAGGCACAUCCAAAAUAAAUAAGUGAAUAAAAAUAAAUAAAUACAAUAAUGUUAUUUAUUUACUUCUUCACAUAAUUUCUAAUCAUUCUGUAACAGCUUUGUGAUCUUUUAAGUAUUUUACCGGUAAUUUUACUUUCGUAUGGUAGGUUAGGUUAAGUAAGCAAAAUCUGUAAUACUGUAAAAUCUUGUGACUGGUAGGUUUGUUCAGAUUCGCUACAUUAUAAAUAAUGUAUAAUAGUGUGGAGAGGUUGGCAGGGUUAACUUAACAUUUAAAAUACUGCAAAAUUGAAGCAAAGGUCGUUUAGGUUAGGUUCGUGACACUUAAAUUUUUAUUGUGGGACGAUUACCUAAUUAACACCGAAAGAAACAGACUGAUUAUCAUGGUUUAUUAUUUUUUAUUUUUAGAGUGAACACUGAGUGAUGCUAGUUGAGUGGAAUAACUAUGAAGUUAUUUUUAAUUUUGGAGGCAUUAAUGGCAAAUUGCCUAAGCUAAAAUAGGUUAUGUUGGUGGAUAGAAAGAAAACAAAA
Bacillus rossius redtenbacheri is the source of this 2004-nucleotide messenger RNA. RefSeq lists its product as uncharacterized. Lineage: Eukaryota; Metazoa; Arthropoda; Insecta; Phasmatodea; Bacillidae. Bases 172 to 1449 code for a protein of 425 amino acids. The record is from RefSeq and is a predicted model, not a curated record. The transcript is spliced from 4 exons.